Molecule: messenger RNA, 5286 nt
Organism: Cylas formicarius (sweet potato weevil)
Lineage: Eukaryota; Metazoa; Arthropoda; Insecta; Coleoptera; Brentidae
Exons: 16
Coding region: 180-3779 (1199 amino acids)
Biological process (GO): organelle organization
Cellular component (GO): cytoplasm
Source: RefSeq, a predicted model, not a curated record
CUGUCCUUGCCUUUUAUUUACUUUUUGACAUUUCUAACACGAAUUGCCUACAAACAAAUUCAAAACAAACUUCUUCCAAACAGAAAAUUCGAAAAAUGUUUUCCGAAAAGUUACGAUUGAAGUAGUAAAUGCCUUCGACUUAGUAUUAUUUCACCCGAUUCCACUUUAAAUUUUAGAAAAUGGUUCGUGUAAUUUCUGUCCAUCAUUUCACAAAUCAGAACGUUCAUACCGUGGAGCAGCCGACGGCUUGCACGGUAGCUCCGCCCGACAGAUUACUUUUAGCCCUCACUAAUAAUUGCGUAGAAGUGCGCGACUUACAAAAAGAAUCGGAAGUAUUGUUCACGUUUCCCACUGUUGAUGAAGUAGUUCAAAUUCUGCAUUGCUUAAACGGUGAUUAUGUCUCCACCCUGGAAACCAAAUUCAAUAGGCAAAACAGAGAAAUCAAUUUUGUCAGGGUUUAUGUGAAUUGGGGUAGCAUCGCAACCCUACAGCAGUCAAAAAUGACCAGCAGCGGAGUGAGUUUGGGUUCAUCAGAGUGCGGCAUGGUUCAGCCAAUGAGAGCGAGGAUUGCAGGGAGAGUUACUCCCACAACCAAUCAAUCUGAGCUAGGAAGUUUGGAGAUGAUUGAGAUACCUGUUAAGAGGAAUCCUAAUGCUAUUGCUUGCUGUCAGGUAUCAGGGAAUUUGAUCAUACUGUCACGCCACACUGUCAAUCUUUACCGAUUUCAUAUAAGGACUCACGACAUAUCGAAAUUGAGAUUCGUCGAUUUUGAAGAGUUACCAUUUCUUAUUGAACUGGGUUUUAGUCCAUUUGAGAUAUGUAUAUGCGAGAAUUAUGUUGCAGUCGUUGCUAAAGAUGCUAUGCACAUGUUUAAAAUAGUCGCCAGUACUGUUGCCGAAAGCUACUGUGAAAACUCUGUGGAUAGUAAUAUAAAUUUUCUUCUUUCCAACUAUAAACCGAUAGAUUAUAGGCAGCUAGUAAGGGAUGAAGCAAUGAACGUGAAAAAGGAAAAAAUCACCGUCAAUUUGCCGACAAUUGUUAAAGAAAAUAGUUUGAUUCAUAAGCACAGUCCUUUUACAUUUAGUGACAAAGAUCUGGUUGCCGUAUUAAAAGCUACUUCACCCACCGAGGUUAAGGUUCCAAAUUACAAACUUGUGGAUUUAAUCCAGCUCAGGCUGGUACCGAUCGUGGUAGAGAACGCCCAGAGGCAGGUAGCUGAAGAGUUUAAAAGCAUAAUACUGAGACCCAUGUAUAUAGAACAAAAUUUCAACAAAAACGUCAACGAAUGGGACAACGCUAUUCUCAAAAGUGACUACCGAAAGUGCCUGAACGGUGUGGCCUGUAUGAUUGCCACACAGCAGGAAGGCUACUUGCAUUUUUUCGGAGAUGCAGAUAAGGACCCGGACGAAGACCAUUGUAUAGCUGUGUACCCUUUUACUUCGCCGGUAUACAAACUGGUAAUGGAGGAUCACCUUUUGCAUGCAUUGACUGAGACUGGGCUCGAAUCCUACACGCUUCGGGUCGGCCAUCAACUUUGUAGAAACUUCGACGUUAUCGAUAACCUAAACAAUGCUUGCCCGGAGGUGAACGAGUGCAUAUGCCUCGUAGGACUCCGUCCUUUUUUGGGAGUCGAACGCAUCUUGCUCUCUGAGAAUUACAUCGUUCUAUUAGCGAAUUCCGAUGGUUCUCCCGCGCAUUCGAUGAGCUCGAGUGGAAGUUCCACUGCUUCGUUUUUGACCCUCUAUAACCUAGAAUUACCAUCCCCGAAGACGAUCUUCAACGACAUUUGCAUAGUCGCUAACGUUCACAGAUUUACAUCAACGCAGACCUACUGCCAUCUGUUGAGCGAGGCGCACAUGAUUUUGCGAGUUGCGCUACUGACGAAGAAGUGGACAGUCACCGACGACAACGUAAGGUUGAUAAUUCAGAGGUCGGACGUGAGCGACGACCUAGUAGAAACGUACAGGACGUCCUGCGCUCUGCUGGGAGACCACUACAUUAUGUGUUCAGACGAAGCCAAUUACGCUUUGGCCAUUCCGUAUUACAAAAUAGCGAGGGUCGCGCCUUUAGAAGCGCUCAAGAGGGUGAAGAAGAUUGAGGAGCAGAGCAAUCAGAAGGCCUCCAAGGGGUUGAUGUGGUAUUUAAAACACAUUUUGCGCGAGGUCAAGACUAGCCUCGACGCCGACAGGUAUUUCAGGUCCACAUCAAAGAACAGCUUCGCGGAGAUCAUGCUCGACCUGUUGGAGUCGCACGGCUAUGAGGACCUGCCUUACCUCAUCUUGAAAAGUAAAAUGCUCAGGGAGUAUUCCACCGAUAAGCUGGCUCAGAUACUGAGCGACAAAUGCGCAGAUAGGGAAGAGGACCGGGCGGAGCGCCAUCUGGCGUUGACGAUUCUACAGAUACAGAAGGGUAAUGGCGACGUUGCGGAGACUUGUCUCCGCAAAAUAUCGCGCGAAAGACUCGUCGAGCUAUUACUGGAUAAUUGGGACUUGCUUUUCGAGACUACAUACGUCCCUCAAAGCAAAACGAAAGGUGUGACGAGUUUUUCCGAGUUGUCCGUAUUGUUGAUUUCCGUUUGUCCGGAAUUGCUCGCCGACAUAUUGGUUAGGUUGAUCGUCGAAAAGAAGACUGUCAAUUUGUGUAAAAUCAUAAAGGUGUUCAUCGAAUAUUUGCCGUCGAGUAUAGGCAACGACAGCAACUACGCGAGCUUGGUGCUGCAGAAGAUGCUCGAGAGUUACUUCUCGCAGUAUUUCGCCAGGCCCGAGAACGUAGAUUUGACGAAAGUGGCGUACGAAAGGGGUGCCAGCGAAGCGAUGAAACUGCUCGUAAGAUCGUAUCUCUCCCAGUUGCAAAUUUUGCAGUUGAGAGACGAGCGUCGCGACAGCGACGACGGCAGUGCCCGUGAGGUGAUCGAAAACGAAUGCGCGGAGAACGACUCGGACGAGACUGGGAAAGACGGCGACCAAGAAAAAUUGCGAUAUAAUCACGUCUACAAAACUUAUUUCGACGAGAAAGCGAAAAAGCCGAAAGGCAAUUUUCUCUUCUCCGAAUUUCGUUAUGAAUAUCUCGACAAAAUGCCGCCGUUUCAGGUCGAGAUAACCUCCAAAAUAUACCAACUCUGCGUCGAAAAUUAUACAGCCGCCCCCGAUUGUCAGCCCAACGACGAAGCGGACACGGUGUUGAAAAAAUUGCAAGCGCUUCUGUGCAGUCAGGUGGUUCCCAAACAGGUGGGUGUCGAAAUCAGUGGUUUUCUGGCGGUCAACUCGAAUUUGAGGGGUAAUUUGAGCCUCCAGUCGAUCAUUUCGGGAACCAACGAUGCCGUCACGUUGCUUCUCGACGCCUGUCCGCAGUGUCUGCUUCAGUUUGCCAAGGAUCGUUUCACGAAAACCGACGAAUGGAAAUUUCUAAUAGCGGCGGUGCAGACCCGAAUCCUGCAGAUAUCCCAGCAGGAACAUUUGAAAAGGAUCUGCUUCUUCCACAAGAAGUUGCUGAAAGACAUUUUAACUUGCGCGGCCUCGACUUUCCCAGUAGACCAGCUGCAGCAAGUAUUCCCGCAACAGUUCAGCGUCUCCGACACGGACUCGCAAAACGUUCGACGUGGCAACGUCGACGCUGAAACGAACGGCCACCUAGAUCGAGAUGACGAUUUCGAUUUGGUGAACGAGAUACACAAUUACGAGCCUUAUAUCGCCAUGUGCAAAGACGCUAUGCACGCCAACAACAUCAACAAGGUGCUGAAGUCGAAAGCUCAACAGCUACUGUGCACAUUAAAUUUGUAAGGUUUAAGUUUUUGUACCUGGUUUUUUAUAUCAAUGCACAGCAAGUAGUUCCUGAAAUUCUGGUGGAUCUGUUGCCCAUCGUAAAAGUUAAAUUUCUCAGAACAGUGGAGAAAAUCGGUAAAAAGGAUUAGGAUCGGGAAUGAAAUACAAUUACUGGGAGGUGUGCGAAAAAAAAAGUAGUGCAAAAGGACUACGCGUGAUUUGAUUUUGCACUAGACUUGUGGCUUGAUUUUUUUUGAAAUAGGGAGAGAUCUAAACAAUUAUUGUUAAAGUUAAAAAAAAAAGGACACAGUCAAGCAAGUAGAAAGGAGAAAGUUGUUAACGAACACAGGUAAUUUUUUUCCAAAUUUAAAUCAUGAUAAAAUGUUUCCUGCAAAUAGUUUAAUAAUAAAUCUGGCUGUAACAUGAAUUACAGGUGUCUCCUGCGGUUAAAGGUAUUGAGCCACAAGGAAAGCAAUUGUCAGUAGUUCAAAUGGACCUUGGAGAUUUUUUUAUUCUCGAAUGAUAUUUUCUUAAUACUCCAUACUUAGCAGCUCUGACAUAUGCGUUGCAGGCACUUUUUUUAAUCAAUAUUGCUUGUAUUUAAGUACGCAUAAAGAAUUUAAAUAUUGUUAGAAAUAUGUUUGAUUUUUGGGAAAAAACAUACAUUGGUCUAAGCAAAAACGAAUUGUAUUUAGUAAUAAUACUCAAAGCUUAGGUUUUCAAAAAGUGAAUACUCAGUUUUUUAAUAUUUUGGCAAAGAUUUGAAGCUGUCGUUGCUAAUAUAGGUUUGAUAAUAACUAAAGAAUUAUAUAAUGAGUAAUUAAAAAAUAAUAGGUAUUUGUGCACAAGAAACCAUAAAACAUAUUAACAAUGUCAAAGAGAAAGUCAAAUUCAAAUAUUUUAGUUAAAUAUUUGGUAUCCUAAAAUUAUAAAAAAUCGCGAAUACGCGUAGUUCAAUUAUACCCACCAUAUUUAACGUCAAUACUCAGUUGUUUAAUAUUAUGGCAAAGAUUUGAAGCUAUCGUUGCUAAUAUAAGUUUGAUAAUAACUAAAGAAUUAUAUAUUGGGUACAUAAAAAAGAAUAGAUAUUUGGGCAUAAAAAACGAUAAAACAUAUUAACAAUGUCAAAGGGAAAGUCAAAUUCAGAUAUUUUAGUUAAAUAUUUGGUAUCGCGAAUACGCGUAGUUCAAUUGUACGCACCAUAUUUAAUGCGCGUCACGCUUAGGUAAAUGUUUAUUUUCCAAGUGAGGAGAGUAGUUCAAAUAUACCCACAAGAUUCUGAAUCGAAUCGAUUUGAAAGAAAGAGUUGGACGGAGUUUUAUUAACGGCAGCUCGAUAUUUGUCGCUAUUAUAGUUUUAAGCAAAUCAUAGUUUACGUUAUAAAUUUUGUGAUAUCUUCAAUACGCUUAUCGAUAUUUUCGUCUUUACAAUACUCUCACACCUUGGCGUUUGAUAUGCAUUUAUCAGUUUAAUCAUGUAGAUUUAUAAUAUAUGUUUGUUGAAUGAAAUAUAUAAUAGAAAGAAA